Ilex paraguariensis (yerba mate) is the source of this 301-nucleotide messenger RNA. Lineage: Eukaryota; Viridiplantae; Streptophyta; Magnoliopsida; Aquifoliales; Aquifoliaceae. The record is from the annotation of a GenBank genome assembly.
AGAGUGCAGGCGCAACCACGCAGCUCACCUCGGCCGUCAUAUCGUUGAUGGGUGCGGCGGCUUCUUGAAGAAUGGCAACAACGGAACACCAGAAGCUUUACUUUGCGCCGUCUGCGGCUGUCACCGAAACUUUCAUCGCAAGGAGGAGCUGCCACUCCGCCGCCGCCAAGCCGUUAGGCUCUACUUCUUCCAUCACCUUGCUGUCGCUGCAGCAGCCGCUGCACCACCACCACCACCCCAUUAUGGCGGACCGAUCGUUGUAAGAUCUGAGGAGCUUGGAGAUGGGGAGAUUGAGGACUGA